AUGGAUGAAUGCCUACUUCACAGUUCAAAGUCUCCUGCCACUCCGAAAAAGGGCAACGUCACCGAGAAAGAGUCUCAUCGACGCGGUAAAAGGAGCCUCAGCAACAGCUCAGCCGUGGCUGCUGCCUAUAUCGCCUACCUUAAUAAACUCUUUGGACAGGAGCGAGAACUGAUGCCCCUGGAGUUAGAUGAAUUACGAGAGGCCUUCAAGGAGUUUGACUACGACGCGGAUGGCUUCAUACAUUACAAAGACAUUGCCGACUGCAUGAGGACCAUGGGCUACAUGCCUACGGAGAUGGAACUGAUCGAGAUCAUCCAACAGAUAAAGAUGAGAUGGGGCGGCCACGUGGAUUUUGACGACUUCUGUGCGUUAAUGGGCCCGAGGAUGCUGGCUGAGACUGCUCACAUGGUUGGGCUCAAGGAGCUUCGCUGUGCCUUCAAACAAUUUGACUGCAAUGGGGACGGUAAGAUUACAUUUGAAGAGCUGAAGGACGGCAUGAAGACUCUCCUUGGCGAGAAGCUGAAGAAGGGUGAGCUGGAGGAGAUACUCGGUGACAUUGACCUGAACAAAGAUGGCAACAUUGAUUUUGAUGGUGAGCAGAUUGGAGUUCAUGAUGAUGCUCUCUGCCCGGUGACCUCUAACGGCUGA
Molecule: messenger RNA, 648 nt
Organism: Nerophis lumbriciformis (worm pipefish)
Lineage: Eukaryota; Metazoa; Chordata; Actinopteri; Syngnathiformes; Syngnathidae
Source: RefSeq, a predicted model, not a curated record